Molecule: messenger RNA, 1263 nt
Organism: Trematosphaeria pertusa
Lineage: Eukaryota; Fungi; Ascomycota; Dothideomycetes; Pleosporales; Trematosphaeriaceae
Exons: 3
Coding region: 268-1080 (270 amino acids)
Source: RefSeq, a predicted model, not a curated record
GUAGGGUCGUGGAAGGCAACUAGAUAUAACAUGGAUACUAUUGUACUAUACCAUUCUUCGUGAUGGCGUGUCGUGGUCGCCUAGAAGCCGUUGAUGAGCUCCUUCGCUUUCACUCGGUUGAAAUGGUUACCAAAGGAUUAACAGAGCCCGCACGGACUGGCCUUGGGCGCUUUCACUUCUUUCCCUUAGGGCGGCCGCGCCGAGUGGUAAAGAGCGCGCAGUUCCAAGCUUACACUCGACCGUGACGCAGACACCACAACUCCGAAAAUGGCGUCGCCGCACAACAGAGCCGUUCAAGCUGACAUGGUUGUGAGCAGAAAACCAGAGACGGGCCUCCUCACCGGAGAGGUCAUGGCUCUCGUGAACGAAGGGCGCGUGAUCGGGUUCCAGACGGCGUUCGAGACGGGUCUGAGAACGGCCGGCGGGGCCAUCGAUCAGACGGAGCGCAUGCGCGAAAUCGAGAAAACGUUCUCGCGCUCUGAUGGGGGAAACCUCUCGCAUCCACGAGAAUGGGGCUCUCUCGGCGACCUCACCAACGACGCCGUCGCCCUCUGGGUACGCAGGCUCGUCGAGCGCAGCCGCGCCGCGAAGAAACAUCUUGACACGGCGCUCACGCGCCUAGAGCGCACAAACCAGGUCCUCGCCACACGCCCUACGCCGUCCAUCCGUGAUGGUGUCGGUGACCUCCUCGCCAGCUACCAAACCGCGAAAGCAGCCGGCGACGCGCUCUUCAAGCCGCAAGCCGCGGUCCAGGCGGCAGUCAAAGCGCUCCGUCUGUUCGUCGCAGACCUCAUCAAGUCCUUGCCUAAAGAGAACCCAGCAAGGCACAGAGUCAAGCAGCUCUUCAACGAGGUGAUCGGGUACGCUGCGGAGGCGGAGGAUCGGACUCGAGCCGAGAUGGACAUGUGGGGUGCGGACUAUAUGAAGAGGGCGGAGAGAGGCGACGAGAAGAAGGCAGCGGCGCAGUGGAUCGAGUGCGUGAAGAUGAGAGCCGAGGCUUUGGCGCAUGAGGCAGAGUUGCUGAGUGCUUGGGCGGUGGAAUGUGUGAAGACCGGAAAUGGCAGCCCUCGGUCGAAGUAGGGGAGAUGGCUCGGAUCUCGGAGAUCGGAUGACACCUAGGUCUAGUAUGUACCUAAGCUGAGACUCCUCAAACCUCAGCCUGGAAUGUACUUCGUGUCUCUCACGACCUUACUUAUCCACGCUGAUACACUCGCACAUCGCUGACUUUCUUUGCCGGUGCGCAUGGACGACCUCAUAGACGCG